AUGGAACAACCAACUGUUUCAUCAAUUCUAUCAUCAUCUUUUUCGCCAUGUUCUCCUAAUGAAAUAGCUAUACAACCAGGAGAUUGUGUUGAAGGUGGAGUUGAAGAAUGGUUAGAAGAUGAAGCAUUACCAGGAUUUCGAGUUUGGCAACUUGCUGGCAUAAUUCUUUCUAUUUUACUUAGUGUACUCAUUGGGCUUUGUUGUUGCAUUCGAUUUAGGAUACCACGAACUAAACAAGAAAUAGAGGCUGAUUACAUUCGAAAAAAAAUAACAAAGACUUUCAGACAUGAAUUAUCUAAAAUCAGUAAUAGAGAAAUGGAUGACAUGGAUUUGAGAAAAGCAUUAAACAAAAUCCAAAUUAAGUUUGAUAUGGAAACUUAUGAAGUACAGAAGCGUCGUCAAGAAAUAACGCAUAAGAGCGUACAGCACGGAUUACGAUCAAAAUUCAAUGCAAUGUUUAGUACAAUUUAUUUCAUUAAACAAGAAGAUGCUAAUGUUGAGAGUAUAAUUUAA
Habropoda laboriosa is the source of this 513-nucleotide messenger RNA. RefSeq lists its product as uncharacterized. The coding region runs from base 1 to 513 and encodes 170 amino acids. The record is from RefSeq and is a predicted model, not a curated record. The transcript is spliced from 2 exons. Lineage: Eukaryota; Metazoa; Arthropoda; Insecta; Hymenoptera; Apidae.